AUGGGUUACAAUUAUCUAAAGGCAGCUAAAAAAAUCGUAUGCAUUGGGCGUAACUAUGCUGCGCAUAUCAAAGAAUUGAACAACUCAACUCCAAAACAACCAUUCUUUUUCCUAAAACCGGCCUCAAGUAUAGUGACUCCAUUAUCAUCAUCGUUAAUCAAGGUCAAGAGACCUACAGAUUCCAGUUUCAAUGGGCUGAAUGAAGACGGAACUAAUCCAGGGCCCAUAUUCAUCCCACGUGGUGUGAAGGUUCAUCAUGAGAUUGAACUGGCAUUGGUCAUGAAGAAACACUUGUCCAACGUCACUCGGAUGGAACCUGAGGAAGUUUAUGACUCCAUUAGUGGUGUGGCUCUGGCGUUGGACCUUACCGCAAGGAACGUGCAAGAUGAAGCAAAAAGGAAGGGUUUACCUUGGACUAUAAGUAAAGGAUUUGACACUUUCAUGCCAAUAUCUGCUAUGGUUUCCCGCGAUAAGUUUUCAACUUACAAAUCGAACUUGCAAGAUAUUUUCAGAGUCAAAUGCUCCGUCAACGGAGAGUUGAGACAAGACGGUGGCACUGAGCUAAUGUUGCACCCAUUCCACAAAAUCUUGCAACACAUAUCUACCAUGAUAUCCCUCGAACCCGGUGAUGUUAUAUUGACUGGUACACCAGCUGGCGUAGGUGAGUUGAAAUCCGGCGACCGUGUCCAUUGUGAGCUGUUGCAAAAUAAUGAGAAACUUGCCGAUAUGGAAUUCGAAUGUGAAAAUCGUCCGGGUCCAUAUGAAUUUAGGGAGACUUAA
This is a messenger RNA of Saccharomyces kudriavzevii IFO 1802, 780 nucleotides long. RefSeq names its product Fmp41p (gene FMP41). Bases 1 to 780 code for a protein of 259 amino acids. Gene Ontology annotation, molecular function: acetylpyruvate hydrolase activity. The transcript has a single exon. Gene Ontology annotation, cellular component: mitochondrion. NCBI's taxonomy places the organism in Eukaryota, Fungi, Ascomycota, Saccharomycetes, Saccharomycetales, Saccharomycetaceae. The record is from RefSeq and is a predicted model, not a curated record.